This is a messenger RNA of Vitis vinifera (wine grape), 1256 nucleotides long. RefSeq names its product S-adenosyl-L-methionine:benzoic acid/salicylic acid carboxyl methyltransferase 3. Bases 7 to 1107 code for a protein of 366 amino acids. NCBI's taxonomy places the organism in Eukaryota, Viridiplantae, Streptophyta, Magnoliopsida, Vitales, Vitaceae. Gene Ontology annotation, biological process: methylation. The record is from RefSeq and is a predicted model, not a curated record. The transcript is spliced from 4 exons. Gene Ontology annotation, molecular function: S-adenosylmethionine-dependent methyltransferase activity.
GAGAAUAUGUUAUUGCCAACACGUGAAGCCAUGGUAUUUCUCAAAAUUCUUCCCAUGAAUGGUGGAAAUGGCAAAAGCAGCUAUGCCAAUAAUUCACUCCUUCAGAAAAAAAUGAUAUUGGAGGUGAGGCCAUUUCUUGAGGUUUCCAUCAAAGAUGCUUUCAGCUCAGGUAUUCCCAGUUGUGUUAAACUAGCAGACUUGGGUUGCUCUUCAGGACCCAACGCUCUUUCAGCCAUUUCCGAAAUUAUACACACCAUCCAUGGGAUGUCAAAAAGAAUGAAUUGCAAGUCGCCCGAGUUCCAAGUGUUUCUGAAUGAUCUUCCGGGAAAUGACUUCAACAACAUUUUCAGUUUGCUGCCGGAUUUCAAUGAGAAGCUGACAAAGGAGGAGGACGACACACUGGGGCAUUGUUUCAUAACGGGAGUACCAGGUUCUUUCUACAGCAGGAUUUUUCCGAGCAGGAGCCUAGAUUUUGUUCACUCUUCUUGUAGCGUUCACUGGCUGUCUCAGGCUCCAGCUGGGCUAGAAAAGAACAAGGGACAUAUAUACAUUGCCAAUGGAAGCCCUCCCACCGUCAUCCAAGCAUACACAAACCAAUUUCAGAGGGAUUUCUCAUUAUUUUUAGGCUUGCGCUCCGAGGAAAUAAAACUUGCAGGGCGUAUGGUUAUUACGAUAAUAGGCAGGAGUAUGGAAGAUCCCUCUGGCGGAGAAUGUUGUGACCUUUGGGAGCUGCUAGCCGAAUCUCUCACCGACAUGUUGGCGGAGGGGCUGAUUGAAGAGGCUGAUUUGAAUUCGUUCAAUAUUCCUAUAUAUUAUCCCUCUGAGGGUGAAGUCAGGGCUGUGGUUCAAGAAGAAGGGUCCUUCAAUCUUGAUAAGAUUGAAAGUUUUGAAGCCAAUUGGGACCCCUUUGAUGACAGCGACAAGUAUAGAGAAGCACAAAACGUGGCAAAUUAUGUAAGGAGUAUUACAGAGCCCACCUUGAAGAGUCAUUUUGGAGGCGCUGUAAUUGGAAAUUUAUUUGGAAGGUAUGCGGAUCAUCUGGCCAAGCAUCUUUUGAUGGAGAAGGGAAAAUACUUUUUCAUGGUCAUUUCCCUGACAAAGAAAUAAUUGGUAAUGGGAGUUGCACUUUGUUUAAUACUGUCAUACAUCCAGUAUGUUCGGUAAAGAAUAAAAUUGAAUUCACGAGAAUAAUGUAACUGUGAUUCAAAUUCAUGUACAGUGACAUGUAGCAAAGGCUUAUGAUUUGACUUUAUUAA